Lindgomyces ingoldianus is the source of this 731-nucleotide messenger RNA. RefSeq lists its product as uncharacterized. NCBI's taxonomy places the organism in Eukaryota, Fungi, Ascomycota, Dothideomycetes, Pleosporales, Lindgomycetaceae. The transcript has 2 exons. The record is from RefSeq and is a predicted model, not a curated record. The coding region runs from base 39 to 731 and encodes 230 amino acids.
AUCGAAGACCAGGCCAACCACCACAUACACCGCCCACGAUGAAAUUCCUCCUCCCCAGCCUUGCCCUCCUCUCCGCCACCACCUCCGCGCACUACACCUUCCCGGCCCUCAUCGCCAAUGGCGCCACAACCUCCUCCUGGCAAUACGUGCGCAAAACCACAAACUACCAAUCCAAUGGGCCUGUCACCGACGUCACAUCCACUCAAAUCCGAUGCUACGAGCUCGCACCCGGAACAGCCUCCCAGACCAUGACGGUGAAAGCGGGAGAUACUCUGGGGUUCACAGCUCAAAGUAGUAUCAGUCACCCAGGCCCACUAAUGUUUUAUAUGGCAAAGGUGCCAAGUGGCAAGACGGCGGCGACGUGGGACGGUAGUGGGGAAGUGUGGUUUAAGAUUUUCGAACAGGGGGCCACUAUUACAAGUGCGGGGAUGAGUUGGGCGAGUCAAGGCGCCAAACAAGCCACCGUCACAAUCCCCAAAUCCCUCCCGUCAGGCGACUACCUUUUCCGUAUCGAACACAUCGGCUUGCACUCUGCAGGCUCUGCUGGUGGGGCUCAAUUCUAUAUUUCAUGUGCCCAAAUUACGGUUACGGAUGGUGGCAGUGGGAGUCCAAGCCCGCUGGUCAGCUUCCCUGGCGCGUAUAAGGCGUCGGAUCCGGGGAUUAUGCUUAAUAUUUAUUAUCCCGUGCCGAAGAGUUACACUUGCCCCGGGCCGAAGGUUUGGUCUGGGUAG